UUGCAUGGUAGUAAAAAUCAGCCGGUAUUUUAGUUCAUGAUUAUUUCAGUCAUGAAAGUUAGCUCCUUAGAAAUAUUAUUAAUGGUAGUCAGCUAUAAUUGGAAUGUAGAUACAUAAUUAACAAGUAUUUCAAUAUGUAAAAGUGAUAGUGCAGAUUUCGGGUAUGGUUUUCACUAUGGGCGACGAUUUCUUCGCCGGGUGGGUUGCAGGUAUGACUGGGGUAUGCGCUGGACACCCGUUGGACACAAUAAAAGUGUUGCAGCAAGUCAACUCCACCGGAAUGAUGGACACUGUAAGACGACUUUACCGUCAAGGUGGUAUUCGGCCAUUUUUUAGCGGGAUGACACCCCCACUGGUCACAACGGGUCUCUUAAACUCCAUAUUUUUCGGGGUUUACGGCUACUCAAUACAAUUCUUUACAACACGUGGUGACCCACCCACCUUCUACAUGACACACUUUUUAGCCGGUUGCAUCGCCGGAACGGCUCAACUUCUUGUAGGCUGUCCAGUCGACGUGGUCAAGAUUCAGAUGCAGACGAAUUGUCGAAAACAUUCCAGCGAACUGAGAGGAGUUUGGAAUUGCAUCGCAAAUAUUUUAAAAUUAAGUGGAAUUUUCGGUUUGUACAAAGGACUGAUCAGCCACGCUUUGAGGGACAUUCCAUCCUCUGGAGUUUAUUUCGUUGUGUAUGAAUAUUCCAAGAUUACAUUAGCCAGUAAGAGAAACGAGUCAAAUCGCGUACAUUUUGUCGCUGGAGGGUUAGCAGGCGUCUUAUCAUGGUGGUCGACGUUGCCGCUGGACGUUAUUAAGUCUCGUCUGCAAGCAGACUCUGGAUUACGCCACAAGUCCGAAGGAAUCCUACACGUGGUAUCUCAAAUCUUAAAGAAGGAUGGACUAGCAGGACUUUUUCAUGGAUUUUGGCCCCUCUCAUUCAGAGCUUUCGUCGUGAAUGGGGUCAUAUUCUUGGUUUAUGAACAUUUCUAGAAAAUAAAAAUAAAAAUAUAUAAAUCAGUGCCGA
Molecule: messenger RNA, 1016 nt
Organism: Folsomia candida
Lineage: Eukaryota; Metazoa; Arthropoda; Collembola; Entomobryomorpha; Isotomidae
Product: solute carrier family 25 member 45
Exons: 5
Coding region: 164-982 (272 amino acids)
Biological process (GO): transmembrane transport
Molecular function (GO): transmembrane transporter activity
Source: RefSeq, a predicted model, not a curated record